Molecule: messenger RNA, 2131 nt
Organism: Lethenteron reissneri (Far Eastern brook lamprey)
Lineage: Eukaryota; Metazoa; Chordata; Hyperoartia; Petromyzontiformes; Petromyzontidae
Source: RefSeq, a predicted model, not a curated record
AGGGCAACGGCCGUCGUUGAGAUUGAGAGAGAGGGCCCUUUCCACGAGAGGGAAAAGCUCCGUAAAGAGGGCUAUUUUGGCCUACUCCUCCACAGUCCCUGGCCAGACGUGUCGGUGGAAGAGAGAAAAUGAGAAUGGAUGGGAGUGGAGACGCCUGUCAAGAUAAUGUGCGCCACCCUCCACCCCAGCAUCCACCACGUCGGCCACACCGACAGAUUCACGCCAACAACAACAACAACGAUCACCAUGGCUAUGGACCUCGUCACCCCAACAACCACCGUGGCUACAGACGUCGACCACCCCUCCUACCAUCACCUCCACCACAUCACCAACGGGAUCACCCCAACAACCAACAAUUGAUUCACAACAACAAUCGUGGCUAUAGAUGUCCACCUCCCCUGCUGCCAUCACCUCCACCACUACCACACCAAUGGGGUCACCCCAACAACCAACAAUGGAUUCACAGCAACCACCGUGGCUACAGAUGUCCACCUCCCCUCCAACCUUCACCUCCACCACGUCACCAAUGGGGUCACCCCAACAACCACCCUGGCUACAGAUGUCCACCUCCCCUCCAACCUUCCCCUCCACCACAGCACCAAUGGGGUCACCCCAACAACCAACAAUGGAUUCACAACAACAAUCGUGACUACAGACAUCAACCUCCCCUGCUGCCAUCACCUCCACCACUACCACAGUACCAAUGGGGUCACCCCAACAACCAACAAUGGAUUCACAACAACCACUGUGACAAUAGACAUCGACCUCCCCUGCUGCCAUCACCUCCACCACUCCCACAGCAAUGGGGUCACCCCAACAACCAACAAUGGAUUCACAACAACAAUCGUGGCUACAGAUGUCCACCUCCCCUCCAACCUUCACCUCCACCACACCACCAACGGGGUGACCCCAACAACCACCGUGACAAUAGACAUCGACCACCCCUGCUGCCAUCACCUCCACCACUCCCACAUCAACGGGGUCACCCCAACAACCAACAAUGGAUUCACAACAACCACCGUGACAAUAGACAUCGACCACCCCUGCUGCCAUCACCUCCACCACUCCCACAGCAAUGGGGUCACCCCAACAACCAACAAUGGAUUCACAACAACCACUGUGACUACAGAUGUCCACCUCCCCUCCAACCUUCACCUCCACUACCACACCAAUGGGGUCACCCCAAUAACCAACAAUGGAUUCACAACAACCACUGUGACUACAGAUGUCCACCUCCCCUCCUACCUUCACCUCCACUACCACACCAAUGGGGUCACCCCAACAACCACCCUGACUACAGACGUCCACCUCCCCACCUGCCAUCACCUCCACUACCACACCACCAAUGGGGUCACCCCCACAAUGUCCACGGUGAUCGAUGGCGACCUCCGCUCCUAGCACUCCCUCCAAGGUCCGUUAGCUUGCCCAGUGACAUCUCACGACGGACCACAAACCGAUGCAGUUGAACCGACUGCCAACAAACUCUGGGACGGACGCGAGAUUAAAGGUGCCGAUGUUGGCACGGGUGACCUCUGCCCUUUUACACGUCAAGCCACGUUAUGAACAAAGAAUACGCAAAAGAUACCUUUUACAAUCUUCUUCUUGGUUCUUUCGGUAAAGUCACGUAGAAGGGAAGUAAUAAAAUAAUACAAAGAAAACAUGUAUAUUUUUAUUAUUUUAUUACUUCUCUUCUACGUGACUUUACCGAAAGAACAAAGAAGAUGAAUCCCUGCAGUCACGAAAGCUUUAAAUCGAAAUUUUACAAUCUUGAUUUGAAGCUUUCGUGAUUGCAGGAACCCAUACUCUUUGGUUCUUUCGGUAAAGUCACGUAGGUAGAAAAAAUAUAUAUUUAUAAUUUUUUAUUUUAUUUUAUUUUUCUACCUACGUGACUUUACCGAAAAAAACAAAGAGUAUACUUUUUACAUUCAACAAAUCCAAAGUGCAUUUUCUGAGAAUGUAAUUUAAAGUGUUUUUUUAAAUGCACGUAUAAGUAAAUAAGGUUACUUGCACCUUCACGUUGUUAAUACUGAACGAAACAUAUACUGUAAUUUCUGAAGAAAAAAAAGACUAGAUUUAGGAAAGUUGAGGCAAUGGAGAAGAUUGUACAAAAUGUAAUAAAAUGUAAACAAAU